AUGCCGAAAACAAAACAAGCAUCAAAAAGUCGUACGGGAGUGAAGAAAGCUAAAGAUCCGAACGCUCCGAAACGCGCGAUGUCAGCUUUCUUUUUUUGGAUGCAAGAAAAUCGUGAACGCUUAAAGAAACCUGGAAUGGGUGUUGCUGAUGUCGCUAAAGCAGCUGGACUUGAAUGGGCACAAUUGGCUGAUAAAAGCAAAUGGGAAAAGAAAGCAUCGGAGGACAAAAAACGGUACGAAAAGGAGCUUGCAGCUUAUAAAAAACAUUAA
Molecule: messenger RNA, 270 nt
Organism: Dracunculus medinensis (Guinea worm)
Lineage: Eukaryota; Metazoa; Nematoda; Chromadorea; Rhabditida; Dracunculidae
Source: the annotation of a GenBank genome assembly